Molecule: messenger RNA, 434 nt
Organism: Homalodisca vitripennis (glassy-winged sharpshooter)
Lineage: Eukaryota; Metazoa; Arthropoda; Insecta; Hemiptera; Cicadellidae
Product: chorion class high-cysteine HCA protein 12-like
Exons: 2
Coding region: 138-374 (78 amino acids)
Source: RefSeq, a predicted model, not a curated record
UUAAUAUUGUUAAUGUAAAUGCACAUAAUGAUAGUCAUCUAAAAUUAACACCACGUGGAAAAAUUACUAACUAGAUAAAAACUGUUCUUUCCCCCCGCCAGCUAGUGGGUAACUCAUACUCAGCCUCCUACAUCAACAUGCACCUUCUACUUGGCCUCUUGGUAGUCUGCACAUCAGUCCUUGCUGCGCCCUUCCCAGGACCUUUCCCUGCACCAGCUGCUCGGCCUGGACCGUUACCUCAAUGGCCUGAGGAGUGUUUUAAAGGAUGUUCUGCUUGUGGACCCCCGUACGGAUGUGAAUGCCUAUAUGGGUGUGGUGGAUGUGGAUUCGGAAAUUGCAAUUGCCGACCUGGUUGUGGCUGUGGUUGUAAAUAAUAGUAUAAUCCACUGUAUUAGAGUAUAUAUGUAAUGAAAUAAACCACACAUUUACUUAUA